GUAUAUAAAUUAUACCAAAUCCAUUUGCUAUCACUGUGUUUUUUUAAAAUUCGUCAGACACGGUGUGGAAACAGAUAGCUACGCAAUGAAACAAUUGGCGUGUAUUUUGAUCGCAUUAGCGAUCGUGGGUGUUUAUGGAGAGGAUCCAGAGAAAUUAGUAAAUGGAUAUCCCGUCAAUAUAGAAGAUAAUCCGCAAUGUGUUUCCAUUCAAGUCAGAGGCAGUCACUUUUGUGGUGGUAGCAUAAUCUCUGACCGUUACAUCCUAACUGCCGGACAUUGCGUAGACGGUUUAAAUCCCUAUAGAUUGCCUUCUGCAGUCGUUGUUACUGGCACAUCUCGGCUCAGUUCAGGUGGACAAUCUUUUAAAAUUAAAAGGAUGGUCCUUCACGAAAAUUAUAAUGCAAGAACUAUGGAUGGCUAUGACAUUGGUUUGAUUGAGUUAGCGACUCCCAUUCAGUUCAAUGCAAGGCAAAGGCCAGUUUGUCUAACAACGAGGCGUGCGGCGCAGAAUGAUCCAGUGAAAAUAACAGCUUGGGGUUCUACAGGCUACAGACAAAACGUACAUGACGAUUUGCGACAAUUGACAGCUGUCGUUAUGCCUCCUAACGUCUGUCGACCUUAUCAUCAAAGGAUUAUGUCCAUUAACGAGAAAGAGUUCUGCACUCUCAUCAGAUCCGGAACUGGAGCGUGCAAUGGUGACAGCGGUAGCGGAGUGGUUCGAACCACCGAUGGAUGUAUCAUUGGUCUU
Pogonomyrmex barbatus (red harvester ant) is the source of this 748-nucleotide messenger RNA. Its product is annotated as chymotrypsin-1-like. Gene Ontology annotation, biological process: proteolysis. Gene Ontology annotation, molecular function: serine-type endopeptidase activity. The record is from RefSeq and is a predicted model, not a curated record. NCBI's taxonomy places the organism in Eukaryota, Metazoa, Arthropoda, Insecta, Hymenoptera, Formicidae.